This is a messenger RNA of Adineta ricciae, 465 nucleotides long. NCBI's taxonomy places the organism in Eukaryota, Metazoa, Rotifera, Eurotatoria, Adinetida, Adinetidae. The record is from the annotation of a GenBank genome assembly.
AUGUCUUCCUUGUCAAGUUUAUUACUCGUUGCACUGGCUAUUGUAUCGUUCUACAGUGUGUCUACAGUAGUUGUGACGUACACAGCCACAUUUGAACCAUGUGUUCAAGGAUUAACUUGUCCUGAAGGAAAUCCAUCGCGAUUCAAUCAUACUUUCGCUUUAAAUGGUACUCUUAGUCCAAAUGUGAGUCUUCAAGUCGGUGAUGCAUUGAGAUUCGAUUUACAGACAGAUGUUCCAAUUCAUCCACUCACCAUUUGCCGAAAUAGUCCAAUACCUAAAUUCUGCCAAGAUGCCAAUGGAACGGAUGUGUUAAACAUUCCAAUAACUAAGGCAGGUGAAUCAACUGUUGCUAUUUUUACCCGACCUGGUACUUUUUUUUAUGGUUGCAAUUAUCAUCCUGGCAUGGGUGCUUUUGUCAAUGUUACCAGACCAUCAUCUUUACAUAAACUAUUCAAACACGUUUAA